AUGGCGCAAUUUGUCCCGCGUCAGGCAUUUCCGCACUAUGGGGCCAUCCCAAGGUCCUACUUCCUGGGCCACCAUCGAGCCGGUCUGACCAAGAUGAAGAACAUGCUCUCCACGAUAGACUACGUUGUCGAAUGCCGUGACUCCCGGGCACCUGUCACGUCAAUCAACCCCAUGUUUGAGGAGGCUUUGGGCAAGAAAAGGCGAUUGAUCGUCUAUACUAAGAGAGACCUCAGCAGUACUCCGCAAUCACCUGCACAGAAGCUAGCAGAGAAGAAGAUCCGAAGCUUCGAUCCCAAAAGUGCCACAUUCUUCGUCAGCUCGUCCUCCCGCGCAGACGUCAACCAGAUCGUCAAACACCUCCGAAACGAUGCCGAAGCUCCCGAUAAGCUGGUUGGGUGCCGUGUCAUGGUGGUCGGCAUGCCCAAUGUCGGGAAGUCAACAUUGAUCAAUCAUCUACGAAACUAUGGAGUGGGCAAAGCCAAGGCCCUGAAAACCGGAGGCCAGCCGGGCAUCACAAGGAAGAUUGGAACCCCGGUGAAGAUCAUCGAGCGAGAGAACGGGUCGCAUGUGUACGUGCUCGACACACCCGGUGUCUUCAUGCCAUACGUUCCAGACGCGGAGAAUAUGCUGAAGCUGGCGCUUUGUGGUUGUGUCAAGGAUGCUGUCAUAUCAUCCGUCACUCUCGUCGAUUAUCUGUUGUAUAAGAUCAACUUGCAUGAUGCGCAGGCGUAUCAGCGUUGGUCUGAGCCCACAAAUGAGGUCAUGCCGCUGCUGGAGAAGUUUGCACAUUAUACUGGGCUGCUUGGAAAGGGCGGAGUGCCCAACAUAGAUGGCGCCGCCCUGCAUUUCAUACAGAAAUGGCGGCAUGGAGAUGUCGGCCGAUUUAUGCUGGAUGAUCUGGAGGAAGAACAACGGCGUCGGGAUGAUCCUUUACAGGUUGAACGUAUGAGCAUGACCCAGGCCCUGAGAGCCGAAAGAGUGUCUCGAAAGAAUCGAGAUCAAUAG
Messenger RNA from Penicillium cinerascens, 1005 nucleotides. RefSeq names its product putative GTPase MTG1. Gene Ontology annotation, cellular component: mitochondrion. Gene Ontology annotation, molecular function: GTPase activity; GTP binding. The record is from RefSeq and is a predicted model, not a curated record. Lineage: Eukaryota; Fungi; Ascomycota; Eurotiomycetes; Eurotiales; Aspergillaceae. The transcript has 2 exons. Bases 1 to 1005 code for a protein of 334 amino acids.